Asparagus officinalis (garden asparagus) is the source of this 297-nucleotide messenger RNA. RefSeq lists its product as uncharacterized. The transcript has a single exon. Lineage: Eukaryota; Viridiplantae; Streptophyta; Magnoliopsida; Asparagales; Asparagaceae. Bases 1 to 297 code for a protein of 98 amino acids. The record is from RefSeq and is a predicted model, not a curated record.
AUGAUGAUUGCCCGAGGUAAGAAGACUGGUGCCCUAUAUAUGACAGCAGGUGCACGCUAUUUGAUCUCAGUUAUAGCAUACAAUGAGACUUCAAAUUUAUGGCACCGGAGACUUGGUCAUAUGAGUGAGAAGGGGAUGAAGAUCAUGCACACAAAAGAAAAACUCCCAGGUCUAAAAUCAGUGGAGAUAGACAUGUGUGAAGAUUCUAUACUUGGAAAGCAUAAGAGAGUUAGCUUUCAGAAAAAUAGCAGAACCCCAAAGAAGGAGAAGCUAGAGCUUGUUCACUCGGAUGUUUAG